Molecule: messenger RNA, 762 nt
Organism: Nothoprocta perdicaria
Lineage: Eukaryota; Metazoa; Chordata; Aves; Tinamiformes; Tinamidae
Product: protein YIPF2-like
Exons: 7
Coding region: 1-762 (253 amino acids)
Biological process (GO): vesicle-mediated transport
Cellular component (GO): membrane; Golgi apparatus
Molecular function (GO): small GTPase binding
Source: RefSeq, a predicted model, not a curated record
AUGGCCGCGUCCGCGCAGCUCCGCUCCCCGGAUCCGUUGGAGCCGCUGCCGGGUCCGGGCGGGCGGCAGAGCCAGGAGGCGGCUCUGGAUGUGGGGCUCGGUGAGGACGGCGAGGCCGAAGACACGGCCGAGCUCCUGGCCGGGCAGAAGCAGCCGCGGAAUUUCUGGAGCUUCGACUUCUACCGGAGCUUCUUCGACGUGGACACCGCGCAGGUGCUCGAGCGCAUCCGGGGCUCGGUGCUGCCGGGGAAGAACUUUGUGCGGCACCGGCUGCGGAACAACCCUGACCUCUACGGCCCCUUCUGGAUCUGCGUCACGCUGGCGCUGGCCCUGGCCGGCGGCAGCCACUUGUCCCACGUGCUGGGGACGGCUCCUACAUCCCCCUCCGGCUCCCAGAUCCACAAAGUGACGGUGGCGGCCGCGCUGGCCUUCGGCUACGCGGGGCUGGCGCCGCUGGCGCUCUGGGGCUUCCUGCGGUGGCAGCCGGGAUCGCGGCCGGCUCCCUACAGCCUCCUGGAGACCGUGAGCGCCUACGGCUACUCGCUGGCCGCCUGCGUGCCCGCCGCGGUGCUGUGGGCCAUCCCGGCCGCGUGGCUCCAGUGGCUGCUCCUGGCGCCGGCCGCGCUGCUCCCGGCCUCGGUGCUGGCGCUGACGUUCCGGGCGCCGGGCCGGGGGCCGCUGGCGGCGCUGGCGCUGCCCGUGUCCUGCGGCGGGGCCCUCCCGGCUCCUGCCUGGCCAAGAUGGCGCCCGCGCUGCUGCUGA